UCCCUAAUCUAAAGAGCACGUGGCAUUACAAGAAUUUUGUAGAUGGAUAAUAUAAAGUCUCUCACUCGUGGGAUAUUCAGAAUCACAUCCACUUCUUCUUCCUCUCCUCUCGUUUAUUAUCCACACAACAAAAAUACAAAUCACUCAAAUAUCUGUUAUAAUGACAUGUCAAUUAUCAUAUCCUUAAUUUUUUUUUCUUUAAACCCACCAAAAGGCAAAAGAAAUAUUCAAAUAAUGUAAUAAACCCUCUUUUUUGUAUUCUCUGAUUACUUCGUCUCUUCCCCUGUAAUGGCGCUUCCACACGUAGUCUCUUCACCUUCUUCAACUUCAUUAUCUCCUUCCUUCAAAUCCAAACCACCGUUUCACUCCCUUAGAUCUUUAUCACCGACGGUUGAUAAUCGCCGGCGUUGUAAACUCAACAGUUCCUUCCGAUGUUCAUCUUCUUCAUUCUCCGAGAAGCAUCACAACGCGAAAUCUCCAAAAUCCGAUGAUAUCGUCGAGCUUCCUCUGUUUCCACUCCCACUCGUUCUCUUCCCCGGAGCAAUCCUUCCUCUUCAGAUCUUCGAAUUCCGUUACCGUAUCAUGAUGCACACGCUCCUCCAAUCUGAUCUACGAUUCGGCGUAGUUUACUCCGAUUCCGUCUCUGGCUCCGCCGCAGAAGUAGGAUGUGUAGGAGAAGUCGUGAAACACGAGCGUCUCGUCGAUGAUCGAUUCUUUCUAGUCUGCAAAGGUCAAGAACGAUUCCGAGUCACGAAUGUCGUUCGUACGAAACCCUACCUUGUCGGAGAAGUCACGUGGCUUGAAGAUCGUCCUUCCGGUGAAGAAAAUCUUGAUUCGUUAGCUAAUGAAGUCGAAGUUCUAAUGAAAGAAGUGAUUAGGUUAUCGAAUAGAUUGAAUGGUAAGGCUGAGAAAGAAGUUCAAGAUCUGAGGAGGAAUCAGUUUCCGACGCCGUUUUCGUUCUUCGUCGGAAGUACGUUUGAAGGAGCUCCUAGAGAGCAGCAAGCGUUGCUUGAGCUUGAAGAUACGGCAGCUAGGUUAAAAAGAGAAAGAGAGACUUUGAGGAAUACACUUAAUUAUUUGACUGCAGCUUCUGCUGUUAAAGAUGUGUUUCCUUCAUCAUCUUAGUGUGUAUUCUACUUUUACUGGUACAUAGAAUUUCUGAACCUCUUCUCUCUCUAAGCGUUUGGUAUAUUGAGCUUUGUCAGUAAUUGAAUAUACGAAACUUAUGAAAACCUGCAAAGUUGUGAAAGUGUAAUUGCCUUUGUAAUACGGUGAUUUUGGUGGUAUUAGUAUAUGUUUUGAAGGUUUUUAUAGGAUUUAUAGCUGAAUUGAUCACAAAAAUGUUGUGGUUUACUUGAGUUAGCUUCCAAAGUGGAAACCUAGAGAAUCUGCUAUGUCAACAAUUCCUAAUAGAGAGAGAUGUUCACUAAACCAGGGAAUGUCAAAACUGCUACGACUCAUAUAGAGACUAAGUAGUGUUGGUUGCUUUAUCUACAUACUAUAGACUUAUGGUACUUGUAUCAGUUUCGUUGCAACUAUGGUACUGGUUUAAUUAUCUUUGGUGUAGAUUCUAGUGAGCGUUUUCGACCUCUAGAACCAAGUGGAAACUUACCAAAUAAACUGCUUGGGCUGUGGAUUGCCUGCCUCUGUGUGUCUGUCGAGUCAUUCGGCGCUAGUUUGAUCAUCUGGUUCUGGUAUGAAUAACCGCGUUAUGUCUAUGCCAUCGAGUGUCGUCUAAUUAUGAGAUCAUGGAGCCUCGUCCAUGGUUCACUGCGAGGUUUAGGGUUUAGCAGAGUGACUCUGGUGGUGUUUCGAGUCAAGAUAGUCUCUAUCGAUUCAAAUUGCUACACCAAACAUAUAUUUUCGAACUUUUCUGCUAUAAGAAUUAACAAGUGUUCGCGACAAGAAGAUGAUUUCUGUUACAAACUCUGUUUUUACGGCUCCAUGUUCUGUUUUUCUUCAAAGCAUCUUGUGUAAUUAACAAAGGUUUUUUGGUGAAUAUAAUUUGGCAUUCAAAACUUAUGUACACGAGUUGUUUCCUUUGCCAUAAAAAAAUUGCUUGCCUUC
This is a messenger RNA of Arabidopsis thaliana (thale cress), 2067 nucleotides long. RefSeq names its product ATP-dependent protease La (LON) domain protein. The record is from RefSeq and is marked reviewed. Lineage: Eukaryota; Viridiplantae; Streptophyta; Magnoliopsida; Brassicales; Brassicaceae. The coding region runs from base 289 to 1125 and encodes 278 amino acids. The transcript has a single exon.